CUUAUCAACGGGUUAGGCAGUUCUCCAAUUAUGGAGUAUCCUCCCAAUUUUAAUGGUGAGGAUCUUUCGCAAACUUCAUUAGAAACUACUCUCUCCCUCUUUGCGUACAACCCUAGCCAACAAACCCAUCUCUCCCCAUCCAUACCUGACUGGUAGGAAUGGCCCAAAAACGUAAAUCCGAUCAUGAUCCACCUCAUAAUUCAGUGUCUGAAGAAGAAGAGGAGGAAGGAGAAGGGUCAUCUGAAGAAUUAGAAGACUCUGAAUCAGAAUCUGAAGAAGAAAAAGAGAAACCCACCCCUUCAUCACCCCCACCUCAAAUUACCAAAAAUCCCUCUGUUCCGAAGAAACCAGAACCCCUUUCUCAAGCCCCCGAUUCUUCUUCUUCCUCCUCCGAUGACUCCGAACAAGACUCUGAAUCGGACACUCCAUCAGAGAAGUCUCGAAAUUUGGACCCCAAAAUCAAACCUAUUGCUUCAAAGCCGAUGGAUGAGGAAACCAAGCCAACUAAAAAGCCCAGAUCUAAACCCAGUUUGCCACCCAGUUCACCAAUUCCGCCGAAGUCCACCAAAAGGCCAGUGGAGAGCGAAGGCAAGGAAUCUAAGAGAGCAAAGCAAAAAACGGACGUUGAUAAUGGAGAUUUGGAGAGGAAGAAUUCAACUGUAACACCUGGGGAUGAUUCGAAGAAGCAGUUGUUUCAGAGGUUGUGGAGUGAAGACGAUGAGAUUGUGAUUUUGAAAGGUAUGAUUGAGUACACGGCGAAGAAAGGGACUGACCCAUUUGCUGAUAUGAAUGCAUUUCAUGAAUUUAUCAAAAAAUCUUUACAUGUUGAAGUAACUAAGGCCCAGUUGUCAGCUAAGGUUAGGAGGUUGAAGAAGAAGUAUGAGAACAAUGCCAGUAAGGAGAAGAAAGGUAAAAAACGGACUUUUUCGAAUCCCCACGAGCAAAAAUCGUAUGAGUGGUCGAAAAAGUUUUGGGGGGGUGAGAGUGAUAGUGUAGAAGUUAAUAAUUCUUUGAAGGUUAAUGGUAGUCCAAGGAAGAAUCAGAACCAAAGAGGUAGUAAGGCCUUGGUGGCUAAUCCAAAAGUGGAGGAGAAAAAAGAGAAUGGUGUUCUGUCGCCAGAUGGGUCGAAGGAUGUGGAAAAGAUGGAGGUUGAGCAUAAUAUGGCACCACCGCCAUCCGUGCAGAUAAGUAGAAGCAUUGGGGAUCAGAGUUUGGAAGAGAAGAUUAUAAAGGAUGGAUUGGAGUUGAUCAAAGGGCCGAAAAGGGUAGAGUUGGAGGAUAAGUGGAAGAAGCUUCAUGUGGAGGAUGUUGAGCUUUACUUGAAGCGUGUGGAGUUGAUAUGCGAGCAGACGAAGUUGGUAUUGGAAGCGCUAAAGUCGGGGCAAUAAGGUUCUAUGCAGGUAAUUUCAUGGUUAUUGAAUUGGUGAUGGCUCACGUAGAGGACAAGAAUGAUAGUUUAUGUGUUUGUGCCUUGUGGUAUUUAUCAUUUUAAAGGGUGUUCUGCAUCUUUUACAUGACUUUGGAGGUUGUAUGAUGUGAUAUUCAAAUCUUUACUUCUAUAGUUGGAAGAUUCUCUGUCUAAUAUCUUGUUACAUCCAUGCUGCUAUUUUUAUAUGAAGAUGUAGGUUCGGUGCCAUAUUUCCAUAAUUUCCUGGAAUGUAAAGCAUCUGUUUUUUUCCGUUUUCUAUGGGCAUUGACUGCAUUUUGUCCUGUUUAAUUAGAGUAGUUUCAUUUGUUUGUGAAUCUCCGUGUAUGUUGAAAACACAAAACUUUGUCCUCCACUAAGCCGAAAGACAGAUCUCAUCACAAAACUUGGUUUUCCUAAACUAUCUAUCCUUAGAAGUAAG
Messenger RNA from Ilex paraguariensis (yerba mate), 1847 nucleotides. The record is from the annotation of a GenBank genome assembly. NCBI's taxonomy places the organism in Eukaryota, Viridiplantae, Streptophyta, Magnoliopsida, Aquifoliales, Aquifoliaceae.